Molecule: messenger RNA, 1088 nt
Organism: Owenia fusiformis
Lineage: Eukaryota; Metazoa; Annelida; Polychaeta; Sabellida; Oweniidae
Source: the annotation of a GenBank genome assembly
AUUCAUAUCUUUGUUUUACGGCCCAUGGUUUCUUCAAGCCCGUGUCUCUGCACCAUCACCACGCCUUGACCUACAGCUCUGGAAACACAUGUGUAUCUUUGAGGUAAAUCCAUAUGCCAGGCAUUCAAAAUGUACAGUUGUAAUAAGUAAAAAAUAUUGGAGUGUUCAUAACAUGAAGGUCAAUAAGUAAAAAACUUCUAAUAUAUUCUAGGAUGUAGAUAAUGAGAUAGCCCAGGAAGUGAAAUCCUCCAUACUCAGACACCAAUGGUACCUCACUGAAUCCCUGGUAGUCUUUGCCCUGUUUGAUGAUGGCCUGGAUGACAUCACACGGGAAAGUAUGGCAAGACGUCUAUUGGAAAUCCAAAGACCAAAUGUCUUCAACCCUGGGAAGACAGAUUUCCACACUGAUAUACUCAUUCAGCCCAACCAAGAACUUAUUGACUUUUUAGGGCCAAGAUCUUGGUUGUUAUUUGAUCUUACAAAUGGGGAUACAACUUGGCUCAAUCUACCCAUCAACCAGUGGGCUACACAUCAAGGAUAUAUUACAUUAGCAGCUAUUGUGCAUAAUCUGCAUGUGGUUAAUGACGCUGCAGAGAGGAGCGUAAAAGACAUACAAGACUACGCCAAUGCUGCCCGUGAUGGCACUGUGAGGGCUAGAAUGAUUCUGGUUUCCUCCUCUCAUAGGGCCAAGAUCCCUGCAUUCCUAAAAAAUGAAAUGCAGAAUAAUCUGUAGACAUUAGACAUUGUUAUUAUAACAUGUUAGAUCAUUUAUGAGUACAUGGGUGGAACUAAUUCAGUGUAAACCAUUAUCUAAAUGAAUGCAUGAUCACCUUAUAACCAGGACUCUAAAAUAUGGUUUACAGUGCUUAACCCUUGCAGUACCAUUUAUCUAAUUGUUAUUACCAUCAGUAUUACCAGUUUGAUGGUGUUUAGUAGUUAGAGAUAAGCUACCAUAUGAAUAACAGUAAAAGAGCAAAUAGUUUGUUUCAAAAUGUGAUAUAUUUGCGAUUUUCGCUCAAAUAUUAGUAGGAAAAGGGUUAAAUAAUUAAUGAACAAGGUAUACUAUGUUUUCAACUGUAUGAUAAUAC